Molecule: messenger RNA, 1406 nt
Organism: Vigna unguiculata (cowpea)
Lineage: Eukaryota; Viridiplantae; Streptophyta; Magnoliopsida; Fabales; Fabaceae
Gene: NIP6;1
Product: NOD26-like intrinsic protein 6;1
Biological process (GO): transmembrane transport
Cellular component (GO): membrane
Molecular function (GO): channel activity
Source: RefSeq, a predicted model, not a curated record
GGUUGUCCCAAAUACUUAGAAUUGGAAAAGAAUUGAGUGACUGAUGCCCGAAGUUUGCGACUGUUGUCUGAAUUGAACCUGGAGUCUUCAAUGUCCCACCAUCCAUUUGUUAAUAUGCCUACCCUACCACUGCACUUCUUCACUCACUCCUUUUUCCUUUCUCAUUCUGCAAUCAACUCAACCAACCACUAUAUAUACACAUGCCUCUCAUCUCUUCUCUUCUCACCACACACAAACAUUUCUCAUCUCUCUUUGUGGGGUAUGGACAACAAUGACGAAAUCCCUUCAACACCUGCCACCCCAGGAACUCCUGGUGCACCUCUUUUUGGAGGUUUCACCAAUAGGACUAAUAAUGGUAAUAACAAGAAAUCGCUUCUCAAGAGUUGUAGAUGCUUCACUGUGGAGGAUUGGACCAUAGAAGAUGGAGCAUUACCACCCGUCUCCUGCUCUUUGCCACCGCCUCCUACUGUCCCUCUAGCAAGAAAGGUCGGUGCUGAGUUCAUCGGCACCUUCAUUCUCAUGUUCGCCGCCACUGCCGCCGCCAUUGUCAACCAGAAGACUAACGGCUCCGAGACCCUCAUAGGCUGCGCUGCCACCACCGGUCUCGCCGUUAUGAUCGUCAUCCUCGCCACCGGCCACAUCUCCGGUGCUCAUCUCAACCCUGCUGUCACCCUUUCCUUCGCUGCAUUGAAGCACUUCCCCUGGAAGCAUGUGCCUAUGUAUAUUGGUGCACAAGUUUUGGCAUCGAUUUGUGCCGCAUUUGCUCUGAAAGGGGUUUAUCACCCUUUCAUGAGUGGUGGAGUCACCGUUCCUUCCGGGGGAUAUGGCCAAUCUUUUGCUUUGGAGUUCAUUAUUGCCUUCAAUCUCAUGUUCGUUGUCACUGCAGUCGCCACCGACACCAGAGCUGUGGGAGAACUCGCGGGAAUCGCGGUGGGAGCUACUGUGAUGCUCAACAUACUGAUAGCAGGGCCAGUAUCAGGAGGCUCAAUGAACCCAGUAAGAACACUAGGUCCUGCCAUCGCCGCAAACAACUACAAAGCCAUAUGGGUUUAUCUGGUAGCUCCCGUACUUGGAGCUUUAGCCGGUGCAGGUACCUACACUGCAGUGAAGCUGCCCGAAGAAGACGAUGACGCCAAAGCAAAGGCUUCAAUCAGCUUCAGAAGGUGACUUGCUCUAUCGUCAUCAGGAUCCAACUUGGACACUGCAACAUUGUAGGAUGUUCGUACUUUUUCAAAUGAUAAUAUAUAAAUAUUGUAGAAAGCAAGCAAAAAGAGAGAAAGUUUGGUUCGUCAAAAUGAUAGAUGUAUAAAAUGUGAGCUGACGACUAUGGUGUAUUUAAUGUAUUAUGGCAAAAAUGAGUGGUGUUUAGUGCAUAAAAAUACAAUUUCUUUUCCUUUUUUUCUCUA